Molecule: messenger RNA, 1211 nt
Organism: Stegodyphus dumicola
Lineage: Eukaryota; Metazoa; Arthropoda; Arachnida; Araneae; Eresidae
Product: RNA-binding protein lark-like
Cellular component (GO): nucleus
Molecular function (GO): mRNA binding; zinc ion binding
Source: RefSeq, a predicted model, not a curated record
UCAGAUUUGUAGGCGUCAUAAGAUUGUUGGUAAUUCUUUCAGUUGUCGUGCGUUCGAGGCGUUUGAUAAGGAUUUGAUCGUAAUUUAGUUAUAUAAGUGGGAAUUUCAUUUUAUAAUAUAGCCUUUUUUGAGCUGAAGACAUUCGUUGCUGAAACAUCAUGCGUACUACAAAAAUUUAUGUUGGGAACUUGCCUGAAAAUGCUGAUAAUGCAGAGUUGCAAGAGAUGUUUGAGAAAUAUGGAGAUGUAAAAGAAUGUGAUAUAGUAAAAAAUUAUGCAUUUGUGCAUAUGGCUUCAGAAGAAGAAGCAAAAGCUGCUAUUGAAGCAUUGAAUAAUAUUGAUUUCAUGGGCUCAAAGAUAUCUGUAGAAAUAUCUCACAGUAAAGUCCGACAGAGGCCUGGAAUGGGAGGAAAAGGUCAGUGUUAUAGAUGUGGACGUCAAGGCCAUUGGUCGAAAGAAUGCCCAAGAAAUCCUGCUGUACGUAUGAAUAAUGCAGGCCCUCCUGUCGGUUAUCCUACUGGUGGAUAUGGCGAAAGGUUCCCACGUUUUGGAAUGGAUAGAUCGUAUGGUGCCGACAGGUCUUUUGGAGGAGAACGUAGUUUUGUCGAUCGCAUGCGACCCUAUCCUGAUCCCUAUGAAAGACGUCCGCCUAUGUCAGCACCUCAGCAAGAUAAUUAUAUGUAUUACAGGCGACCUUAUGAAGGUUAUGGAUAUACAAGACGAUCUCCGCCGUCUGUUCCCCAGAUUCCAAGCAGAUACGACUUCACUCAAGAUCCAUAUGGUUAUUAGUAAACAUAAGAAAUACCAACAUGUUCACCAUAGUAUCAUCAGUGGAUGCAGUCAUUUGGAAAAGAAGUUUGAAAUUGUCGUACUUCUUACUUGCUUUUAAAACAUUUUGCAAUAGAAUUUAAGUGCCACAUGUUAAGAAGAAACUUCAACUAUUUAAAAGAACUGAACCUGUGUUUUUGCGUGACAGUUUUCAAAAGAGAAACCUCAAGAAUUUGAAGAGAGAUGGGGGAAAAACAUUCCAGUUACUGACAUUGUAAAAUUCAAUUAUUUCUCAAAAUUAACUUGUGCUUCAUCCAAACUAAGAUGAAAAAUCUGUUUUAAAUGACUUGAAUGAAAUGCCUUUUGAUGAACACCAUAUUAAAUUGCUGUAAAAAGUUAAUGAAUUUCACAAUAAAGUUAUCAGUUUUUUUUAUUAUUAGAGAA